Molecule: messenger RNA, 947 nt
Organism: Priapulus caudatus
Lineage: Eukaryota; Metazoa; Priapulida; Priapulimorpha; Priapulimorphida; Priapulidae
Product: calpain-9-like
Exons: 9
Coding region: 123-947 (274 amino acids)
Biological process (GO): proteolysis
Cellular component (GO): cytoplasm
Molecular function (GO): calcium-dependent cysteine-type endopeptidase activity
Source: RefSeq, a predicted model, not a curated record
UUUCGUGUGAUAUGCUACAAAAGACACACACAUCGCAGGACAGGAUAGCCUGCAUUUAACAGGACCGAGAUUUGAGAUAUCGGAAAUCCACUCGCAGCUUGAGCGCAGAUCGACUAGCAAUCAUGAUGUCAUCGUCGGCGUACAACGGCAACGGCGACAGCGACAACCGCAGCAUCUACAGCAGCUACUCGACGUUGACGAUACCGACCGCAUGCUCGGAGUACGCGCGACUGAAGCAGGAGACGUUCGCUUCCGGUAUCCUCUUCGAGGAUCAUGACUUCCCGGCGGAUGUCGCCUCGCUUUACCACCGACACAAGCCUAGUCUGGGACCGAUAGUGUGGAAGCGGCCGAGGGAGAUCUGUCAGAACCCAAAGUUCAUAACAAAGAGCGCCACAAGAUUUGAUAUCAAGCAAGGUCAACUGGGUGACUGUUGGCUGUUGACGGCAGUGUCAUGUCUCACCAUUACUCCGCGACUGUUUCGCAACGUGGUGCCUCCGAACCAGUUCUUCCAUAGAAACUAUGCAGGUAUGUUUGUGUUCCGCUUCUGGCAGUACGGAGAGUGGGUGGAGGUGUGCGUCGAUGAUCGGCUGCCCACCUACCAAGGCCAGCUCGUCUACAUGCACUCAGGCGACCCGACGGAAUUCUGGUGCUCUCUGCUGGAAAAGGCAUACGCCAAGCUGUACGGCUCGUACGAAGCUCUGAAUGGCAGCUACACGGCGUGGGCGCUACAGGAUCUAACUGGCGGAGUCGCCGAAUCCUACGGACUUGACCAGGGGUCAGAGGAACAUCCGACCUUCGUCUACACAGUGAUGGGAUCGGUCAUUCCUCGGUCAUCUCUCCUCGCAGCGUCUAUCGUCGCGGAUGACAGGCGACAGAAGCGCCUUGCGUGCGGACUGCUAACACAACACACGUACAGUGUAACCGGCAUUGCAACGGAUGUCGUUUGA